GAACAUUGAUGAGAAUACGCUUUAUAGUAGCGAAAAGUAACAAGUGCUUGAAAGAUUCGUCAGUCCUGUAGGUCCUGGGUAGCUCGGUGGUUAGAGCAGUCGCCCGGAUUGCGAAAGGUCGAUUCCCAUCUCUGGGUGUCAGGGACUGAGUGGAUAUUUUAAGCAUUUUGUACUAAGAAUAAGAAAAUAACACCGAACCAUAUUAUCUACAGGUGCCCUCAGUCUAUCGCAGCGUCUCACACCGUUGGGUAGUUUGCUGAUCACGAUGCAACUGCCGCCGCGGCUCGGCUGCUGCAUGCUGUGGGCCGCGGUGGUCGGCAAUAUUGUAUCUAUAGCCAACGUGGUCACUCACUGCGCUGACAACUUGGAACUGUUCCACGAUGCCGCCGAUAGGAGACACGAAAUUCGUGAAUUCAAGCGUACAUACAGCAGUAGUUCAGAUCACGCGGCGCUACAUAAAAUUCAAAACGAAUUCGAGAGUGUACGUGAUAAAAUGGGCAAGAUUUACAGCCAACAGUGGUGUGAGAGGCGACAUCUGAGAUGGGACAGACUGGAUUAUGUUAGAAAAGUAUCAAACCUUCACUUAGAAAACAUACUCAAAUCGGGCUUCUUAGAACAGAACCCUGACCCGUCGGAGCUGACUCGGUUCUCAGAUGUGGAUCAGCUGACCGCCGCCAUUUUGCUGGCGGGAUCUAACUCUUUACUGACCACUAAGAGACAUAUUAAAACUAAAGGAAAGUUGGCUACUGUCGUCGAAGUGUAUACUACUAAAGGUGAUCGUGCUCAUAUUGGAAAUGAAAGUGUCAAUCACUCUAUAUCAAAGCGAACUAGCAAAACACAGUUGUUGACUUACUACGGCGGGCAACAUUCCAAUGAACGACGGGCCUUAGUUGUAUACAAAACGUCUGUGGUACCACCACAUACUGCGUUGUUAUUCUGCAAGGGAGAAAUAAGAACUGAAGAAGCGAACACCGAUGAAUGCAAUAUGACUAACUUUUUAUUACCGAAUCACAAACUACAAGUUUUGGUUCCAUCUAGUCAAGCAAGCACGUUUUUGAAAGCCAGAGAGAUGUUAUGGAAUACAUUCCAGUAUUACAUAGAGAGGGAUCUCAAAUCUAUACCGUAUGAUGACCACGUCACUAUAUCAAGAUUCACGGCGAGGUUAAUUAAAUCUGUAACCAAGAUUCUCAGUGAAGCGCAUAGGGAAUAUGCAGUAAGAGAAAGAAGUUUAUUCAGUGAUGAAGAUGAUGAAAUAUAA
Diatraea saccharalis (sugarcane borer) is the source of this 1258-nucleotide messenger RNA. NCBI's taxonomy places the organism in Eukaryota, Metazoa, Arthropoda, Insecta, Lepidoptera, Crambidae. The record is from the annotation of a GenBank genome assembly.